Molecule: messenger RNA, 1986 nt
Organism: Pygocentrus nattereri (red-bellied piranha)
Lineage: Eukaryota; Metazoa; Chordata; Actinopteri; Characiformes; Serrasalmidae
Product: rho-related GTP-binding protein RhoG-like
Exons: 2
Coding region: 158-673 (171 amino acids)
Biological process (GO): regulation of actin cytoskeleton organization; cortical cytoskeleton organization; regulation of cell shape
Cellular component (GO): cytoplasmic vesicle; cell projection; cell cortex
Molecular function (GO): protein kinase binding; GTPase activity; GTP binding
Source: RefSeq, a predicted model, not a curated record
GAAUAACUUUCACGCUGUUCAUCCAGGCUGCACCCAAAACCUCAUGUGGAAGUGAUUAAACCACUGUCAGCAAAGAGAAAGACAAAGAGAAAGAACUACACUGCCAGUCUAGUCUUCGAGGAUCAUUCUGGGUCUCCGGCAAAGGUUGAAAGACUCAAUGGAGCAAACAGAGAGCGUCAAGUGUGUGGUGGCUGGAGAUAAAGCUGUGGGAAAGACCGAACUUCUGAAUAACACCAAUGAAAAGAUCACAGUGGGCUCCAAAUCUAUCAAGCUUGUGCUGCGGGAAACAAUCGGUCAGAACCAGGAUGACCGAUCACGUCCCGUAGCCUACGGUGGGACCAAUGUCUUCAUCCUCUGCUUCUCCAUCUCCAACCGGAGAUCUUUUGACAACAUCAAGGUUAUGUGGUACCCUGAGGUAUCACAACACUCCCCUGAAGUGCCCUUCCUGCUGGUGGGCACCAAAAAGGACCUCAGACGAGAUCUGAAAAAACAGAACCUGACUCCUGUCACCAAGAAGCAGGGGAAGGCUCUUGCUAAAGAAAUCAAGGCUGUUAAGUACCUUGAGUGCUCAACUGUUGAAGGUGGUGAAGGGGUGAAGGAAGUAUUUGAGGAGGCUGUCCGUGCCUACCUGAACUCAUCAAAAUCAUCCAAAUCAUUCUGUGCACUUCUAUAAAGAAUUGUGGGUAAAACUGUGCCAUGAACAAGUCAUUGUUGUCAAUGCAGAUUUUGUUUAGCGUUAUGUUACCAUUACCAGUGAUUGUCAUGACAGAUCCCAUAAUGUUUGGUAUCAUGAUGGCUAACUGUGAUGCAGUUAUGACAUCAAACAUCACAACAUCUGUCAUGAUAUUUACCAACAAUGGUUAAAAGAUACUGUUCCAUUACUGAACAAAGACUCCCGUCAUAACUCUUGAUGGCAUCUGCCAUGGCAGGUUAAAGGCAUGACUUUGUCAGUACAAUUUAGAAGCAGUCAAGCAAAUUGUUAUUGAAUUGUGUUUAAUUGACAUAUCUGUGCUCUACUUACAGACAAAUUCUUAUGUAACAACAAAAGUUUUACAAAUGUUGACAAAAAUCUCAAUUUAACUUAAUAAGAAAUGAGCAAACAACUUUUGAUGAACUUGAAGUGUAAUAUUAUAUUAAACUACACAUUUUGUAUGUGUAUGUCACAGAUCAAAUGUUUUUUUUUUUUUUGUCAUGCAAUCCAGCUAAUUUUUACAUGAUGGUAGAUUUGUUGUUUCCAGCCUGCCUAGUUUUUAUUAGCUACAACAACACAGUCCUUCUCUGUAGCACAGCAUUUUAAGCAGGAGGCUUGUCUAAUUUAGCAAGAGUUACUUUAAAUGAAUGCAUUUGUACAGUGCAAUAAAUUAUAUCUUGGUCAGUGAAAACAUCAAUAUAAUGCAGAAAAUUUUGUCUGUUUUCCAGACAUAAUGUCAAUAAUUUUGCUUGUUUCAAGACAUAAUGCAAAUAAUGUGGACUUAUUUCAAGACUCACAUUUACCAGGCUGCCAAUAUUUGUGGAGGGCACUAUACAAAUAGUAAUGGGUUAGUAAUGGAUUAAAUCUUCAUUCAUAAACUUCAGUGUGUGAAGUCAUUAUGCAUUAUAUGUGUGAUCCUUUAUGCUUAUGGCCAUUGUACACAACCAUGUAAACUCGAGGUAGUGCUAUUUUAUGUCUUUUUAUUGUUUACCCUAAUAUUGAUCAUAUGUAGACCAUAAACUGCUUAAGACAUAGACAUUUUUGUGUAUUUAAAGCUUAUUCUUGAAGUUAUAACUGAGCAACUGUACAUAGUACAGGCACACACAUACAAAUGAUGAUGAAUGAAACAAAGAGAUGAAUGGUGUAGUGUUUUUUUUUCUUUUUUUAUGAAGAAAUUUCUAAAGGUUGUAUUUCCCAGAAUCUGAAACAACCAGUAAUAUGAGUAACUACAUGUUUCUUGAGAGUAAUGCAAUUGGAUAUGUUAUCAUUAAAAAUGCUGGGCCAUGUUCUUAAAG